Exophiala spinifera is the source of this 819-nucleotide messenger RNA. RefSeq lists its product as uncharacterized. The record is from RefSeq and is a predicted model, not a curated record. Gene Ontology annotation, cellular component: cytoplasm. The transcript is spliced from 4 exons. NCBI's taxonomy places the organism in Eukaryota, Fungi, Ascomycota, Eurotiomycetes, Chaetothyriales, Herpotrichiellaceae. The coding region runs from base 1 to 819 and encodes 272 amino acids. Gene Ontology annotation, molecular function: oxidoreductase activity, acting on the CH-OH group of donors, NAD or NADP as acceptor.
AUGGCUCAGAAGAAGAGUAUCGUCGUGACCGGUGGUGCGAGCGGAAUCGGCCUGGGAAUCACUCGCUCGUUUGCAGAACAAGGUGCACACAUUUCCGUUCUGGAUGUCAACCCGGACGGCGCCAGCAUCGUCAAGGAGCUGUCUACAGAAUUCUCAGGAGCCAGCUUCUCAUUUUACAAGGUCGACAUCUCAAAGUGGGACGAGCAAGCCGCAGCGUUCGAGCAGAUCUACCGAGACCAAGGCCGUAUCGACGUGGUCAUGGCCAACGCCGGAAUAUCCAGGGAACAAUCACUUAUCGUGGACGAAGAAACUCCGUCCAAGCCAACCCUGCCGUCUCUGGAUGUGAAUCUUACGGGCACCAUUUAUACGGUGAAAUUGGCCAUCCAUUACAUCCGAAAGAACGCCACCGUAAACGGCGCGACACCAGCGUCCAAGGGAUCAAUCAUCUGCACCGCGUCGAAUGCCGGCCUGUAUCCCUUCCCUGUGGCCCCGAUAUACGCAACGUCAAAAGCCGGUGUCAUCGGUUUGGUGAGAGCGCUAGCAAGACCUCUCGAGAAGCAGGCGAUCCAAAUCAACGCACUGGCUCCGGCUGUGCUAGAAACAAACAUCGCUCCCAGCAAAGAUCUCUUCAAGCCAAUGAUCAUUACUCCUAUGUCGACCUUGACUCGGGGCGUUCAACAGCUGGUAUCAGAUCCAUCAUUGACCGGACAGGUUGCUGAGAUCCACGGCAACAACGUGACGUUGAGCCAGCCGCCUCCAUACGUUGACGAGGAUACUGGAAAGAACAUCGAGACGUUUUGGUCCCUGGGAUACGCAUAA